Molecule: messenger RNA, 2236 nt
Organism: Emiliania huxleyi CCMP1516
Lineage: Eukaryota; Haptophyta; Isochrysidales; Noelaerhabdaceae
Exons: 14
Coding region: 37-1962 (641 amino acids)
Biological process (GO): glycolytic process
Molecular function (GO): intramolecular phosphotransferase activity
Source: RefSeq, a predicted model, not a curated record
GCCCGGGCGCGCUCCCGGGCGCGCUCGUCGGCUCGUAUGCGCCUGCUCCUCUCCUUCAUCCUGUCCAGCCUCUCCAACGGCCUUCUUCCUCACCGGCAGCGGCCGCUUGGCUCGGUCGUCUUUCUCCGCCACGGCGCCACCGACUGGACUGAGCGCCGCACAUUUACGGGAUGGGCCGACCCGGACAUCUCUCGAACCGGCGCGCAGCAGGCCGCGACGGCGGCGCUCGCGCUCAAGGAGUCUGGCUUCAUCUUCGACGUGGUGUACACCUCUGUGCUCAAGCGCGCGGUGCACUCGACGUGGCUGGUGCUCAAGGAGCUUCAGCAAAUCCACAUCGAGGUGCACAAGGAUUGGCGGCUCAACGAGCGCUCGUACGGCGGCAUCACCGGGCAGACCGUCGAGCAAGCGAUCGAGCGGCACGGCGCGGAAACGGUCGCGUCGUGGCGCCGCUCGUUUGACGCGCGUCCGCCCGGCUACGAGCAGGGCCAACCGUACAACCCGUUCGCAGACGAGAGGUACCUCCGCUGGCAGGGGCGCGGCGGUCGCGUCUCGCGUGUGCUCCCUCCAGACUCGGAGAGCCUCGAGGACGUGGCGAGGCGGACGAAACCGCUGUGGGCGAGCGGCAUUGCGCGCGAGGUGCGCGAGGGCAAGUCGGUCCUCGUGGUCGCGCACGGCAACUCGAUCCGGACGAUGAUGCAGGCAAUCGACGGCGUGGCGGACGAGGACGCCGCAACGCUCGAGGUGCCCGUCGGGAUCCCGAUCGUCUACCGCUUCGCGCAAGUCGACGGCAAGCUCACACCCCAGGCGCCCGACGCGGUCGCGGAGUGUCUCGCCGACUUCGCGCCCGGCAGACCGCCCUGCGUCAGCGCGGACUUCCUUGCCGGCGAAGCAGCGCUCGCAAAGGCCUUCCUCGAGUCGCGUCGCGCCUCGCUCGACCGGUACGGCCUCGGAGGCGACCGCGCGAGCGGCGGCCUCGACGGCUUCGGCGAGCUGGUGGUGCCCGCCGGCUCGUUGCCUGGUUUGGAGGAGAACGCGGGAAGCUACUUCCGGCACGAGGGGGGUGGGGGGGCGGAGGAGGCGGGGCAGGAGGAGGAGGACGACAUAGAGGUGGCGGCGGCCGUGGCGGCGGUGGAGGCGGAGCUGGCGGCGGUGGCACCGGCGAUGGAGGAGGAGGCGGGGCCGGCAGUCGCGCCCGAGGGCUGUGGGGAGGGGGAGGGGGAGGGGGAGGGGGCUGCAGCUUCCGCCGCCAGCGGGCGGUGCGAGUAUGCGGUGGCGGAGGCGGCGGAGGCGGCGCGGCGGGCGCUGCGCGCUCGGCAGCGGAGGCAGCGCGUCAUCAUCAUCCGGCACGGCAAGACGCGGCACAACCAGCUGGGCCUCUUUACGGGGCACGGCAUCGCGGUGGACGUGGUGUACACGUCCUGGCUCUCGCGUGCCAUCGAGACCGCGUGGCUGGUGCCCGCGGGGCCGGAGAGAUGCACAGGCGCGCUCACCGGCCUCUCCAAGAAGAAGACAAAGGCGCGGCGCGACUGCAUGGAGCGCACGAUCCCGUACUGGACGGGAGUGAUCGAGGCAGAGGCGAUCGAGUCCGGGCGGAGCGUGCUUGUGGCCUCGUCGGAGAAUGCGAUCCGCGGGCUGCUGAUGCACCUCCUCGGCAUCCCUUCGGGGCGGAUCGCCGAGAUCGAGAUCCCGACCGGCCUCCCGCUCCUCUUCGACCCCGAGAGCUGCCGGCAGCCGCCGGGCGAGGCGUGCCGGACCGCACACCUCUUCUUGUCGACCGACGGCCGUGCCCCUCCCAGGCUCUCGCUGCUCGAGGGCUCCGUCGACGCGCACAACUUCGGAAAGGGCGGCGCCGAGCUGCUCUUCGGCUGCAUCCCCGCCGACGAGGACGCGCCGCCGCCGCAGCCGCGCCGCCGCCGCCGCUGGCGCAGGCGAGCGCAGGCGCUCCGGUGGGGCAGAGAUUAGGGUUUGGGUCGAGGGGGGGUUGGGAGAUAGAGCUCCGAGCUGCCGGGUUGGUGCCCCCCGUCGCGUGAGGGGGGGGGGCGGAUACAUGAGUGCUCGACUGAGCUCAGAGGGAGGGACGGUGCUGUGGCGCGGACAGCCGAGGACUACGUAGGUCACGGAGCGGCGAUGAUUUUUUGAGUGGUGUGGAUACACAGAGGUCACAGAGUCUAGGUCUCCGAGUGUCCGAGACUGAUUGAUGAGUGAUGUACGGCUUUACGGAGAGUAUACGUAACAC